AUGGCUAAGCAGGCAUGGCUAGAGGACAAAUGUAAGAAUGUAGAGGCUUAUCUCACUAGGGGUAAGAUAGAUACUGCCUACAGGAAAAUUAGAGAGACCUUUGAAGAUAAGAGAACCACUUGUAUGAACAUCAAGAGCUUAGAUGGAAACCCAGUUCUAAGCAAAGAAGGGAAAGCAGAAAGGUGGAAGGAGUAUAUAGAGGGUCUAUACAAGGGCGAUGUACUUGAGGACGAUAUUAUGGAAAUGGGAGAGGAUGUAGAUGAAGAUGAAAUGGGAGAUAUGGUACUGCGUGAAGAGUUUGACAGAGCACUGAAAGACCUGAGUCGAAACAAGGCCCCCGGUGUAGACAACAUUCCAUUGGAACUACUGACGGCCUUGGGAGAGCCAGUCCUGACAAAACUCUACCAUCUGGUGAGCAAGAUGUAUGAGACAGGCCUGUUGACUCAUAAUCCAGCAUACGAGAAUGUUUCAGUGUUCCCGAUGUAG
Messenger RNA from Schistocerca cancellata (South American locust), 486 nucleotides. RefSeq lists its product as uncharacterized. The record is from RefSeq and is a predicted model, not a curated record. Bases 1 to 486 code for a protein of 161 amino acids. NCBI's taxonomy places the organism in Eukaryota, Metazoa, Arthropoda, Insecta, Orthoptera, Acrididae. The transcript is spliced from 2 exons.